This is a messenger RNA of Acanthosepion pharaonis, 765 nucleotides long. NCBI's taxonomy places the organism in Eukaryota, Metazoa, Mollusca, Cephalopoda, Sepiida, Sepiidae. The record is from the annotation of a GenBank genome assembly.
AUGUUCCUGGUGACCAAACUCAUUUCUUUCUUCACUUAUUUCCCUCUCGUCCGCCUGGAAAUUACGCCUUUCAUUUACGGCCGCCAGAAGCUCCAAACUCCACUUAUGGACUUCGUUUCAACUUUCUUUUCUGGGGCUUCUUUGAGAGGACUUCUCAAAACAUUCUCUGAAGGGGAAACUUGCCCUCAGCAACUAUGUUACCCAUGCAUUCUUCACUUAUGGGCAAACACUGCCUGCCUUUUCAGCAGGGAGAGAGAAAACGAACCUCUUCUCUCUAAGCUGUCUUGUUUCCAACUGCUUUCCAUAUCUAUGUUCAUAUCUAUCUAUCUACCUAAGUCCAUAUCUAUCUUUCUCUCUAUCUCAGUCCAUGUCUAUCUCAGUCCAUAUCUACUCCAUAUCUAUCUAUCUAUCUAUCUAAGUCCAUAUCUAUCUAUCUAUCUAUCUAAGUCCAUAUCUAUCUCAUCUAUCUAUCUAAGUCCAUAUCCAUCUAUCUAUCUAUCUAUCUGUCCAUAUCUAUCUAUCUAUCUAUCUCCGUCCAUAUCUAUCUAUCUAUCUAUCUAUCUCCGUCCAUAUCUAUCUAUCUAUCUAUCUCCGUCCAUAUCUAUCUAUCUAUCUAUCUCAGUCCAUAUCUAUCUAUCUAUCUCAGUCCAUAUCUAUCUAUCUAUCUCAGUCCAUAUCUAUCUAUCUCAGUCCAUAUCUAUCUAUCUAUCUAUCUAUCACAGUGUGUUCAUUUCAAAACAAUAUUUUAAAACAAAGUUACUUUAA